Molecule: messenger RNA, 7953 nt
Organism: Chelmon rostratus (copperband butterflyfish)
Lineage: Eukaryota; Metazoa; Chordata; Actinopteri; Chaetodontiformes; Chaetodontidae
Gene: nup98
Product: nucleoporin 98 and 96 precursor
Exons: 35
Coding region: 171-5690 (1839 amino acids)
Biological process (GO): post-transcriptional tethering of RNA polymerase II gene DNA at nuclear periphery; RNA export from nucleus; protein import into nucleus
Cellular component (GO): nuclear pore; nuclear pore cytoplasmic filaments
Molecular function (GO): structural constituent of nuclear pore
Source: RefSeq, a predicted model, not a curated record
CUCGUUGACAAAGCUAUCUGGCUAUGCUGAUGUUUAGCUAAAGAUAGUUUUAUCAUUUAAAAUUUUGGACUCCGUCACUUUAACAUUGUAGGAGGAAGGCCGAUAAAGAAACCGAACAUCCAUAGCAACGUUGUUCAAGAAGACUUAUGCGGUCCUGCUAGCAGGGCAAGAUGUUCAACAAGUCAUUUGGUACUCCCUUUGGUGGGGGGACAGGAGGUUUUGGCACCUCAUCGACCUUUGGACAGCAAAAUGCAGGUUUUGGGACAGCAGGAGGCUUUGGGACGUCUGCGUUCGGGACCACGACCAAUGCUGGAGGACUGUUUGGCUCUACGCAGAAUAAACCUGGUGGUCUGUUUGGGUCCAGCACAUUCAGCCAGCCAGCAACUUCCUCCACCAGCACUGGAUUUGGUUUUGGUGCAGCAAGCGGCACUUCAACUAGCCUGUUUGGCAACACCGGAACAGGCACCACCGGGGGACUCUUCUCCCAGCCGAACAAUGCUUUCGGUGCCAACAAACCCACCUCUUUUGGAAGCUUUGGGACAAGCACCAGCAGUGGAGGGCUGUUUGGGUCGACCAACACCACCUCUAACCCUUUCGGUGGAACAACUUCCCUCUUUGGAGGAUCUGGGUUCUCUGCUGCCCAGCAGCCAGGGACAACUGUAAAAUUCAAUCCUCCAACGGGAAAUGACACAAUGGUGAAAGCAGGUGUGACCACAAGUAUCAACACUAAACACCAAUGUAUCACAGCCAUGAAGGAGUACGAAAACAAAUCCCUGGAGGAGUUGAGGUUAGAGGACUAUCAAGCGGGCAGGAAGGGCCCGACCAAUCCAAUGGCUGCAGGGACAGGUAGUUUGUUUGGAUCGGCCACUGCCACAUCCAGCGCCACCACCGGUCUGUUUGGUUCAUCUGCACCCAAUGCAAGCUUCUCCUUUGGCCAGAACAAGAGCACCUUUGGAGCAGCAGCACCAGCCACCGGUGGUUUCGGUACUACCACAGGAAGUCUCUUUGGUCCGCAGCCCCCGCAACAAGCCGGCAGCCUCUUCAAGCCGUUUGGUCAGCCCACCACUACACAGAGCACUGGCUUCUCCUUUGGUAACACUAAUACUAUGGGACAGGCCAACACCAGCAGCAUGGGUUUGUUUGGAAACACGGCAGCGUCUCAACCAAGUGGGUUGUUCGGUGCUGCUCAGACGAGCACUGCCACUGGCUUUGGGACAGGAACCGGGCUGUUCAGCCAACCCAAUGCUGGAUUUGGAAAUGUUGGCACUCAGCAAAGUUUAUUCGGUAAUAAGACAGCUGGGUUUGGCACCACCACCAGUGCCCCAUCCUUUGGCACUGGCACUGGGCUCUUUGGCAACAAACCUGCUCUCACGCUGGGUACCGGAACCAACACUUCCACUUUUGGUUUUGGCGCAAACCCUGCUGGAGGGAGUUUGUUUGGCAACAAGCCAGCCACUGGAGGGCUGGGCACAGGACUGGGAACCAGUUUCGGAACAGCAGUGGGCACAGGACACACAUCUCUGUUUGGAAAUAACCAGAACAAGCUGGGCACCGCACUGGGAACGAUGGGAACUUUUGGAACAACUGGGUUCAACAGCGGAACCAACAACCUGGGCUUCGGAGCUCCGCAGCAACCCGUCGCCCUCACAGAUCCGAGUGCAGCGGCCGCCCAGCAGGCCAUGCUUCAGCAACAGCUCAGUGUUCUGGCGUACUCACCGUACGGAGACUCUCCACUGUUCAGAAACCAGCUGUCAGACCCCAAGAAGAAAGAGGAGCGUUUGAAACCAACCAAUCCGACGGCCCAGAAGGCUCUGACCACUCCCACUCACUACAAGCUGACCCCUCGACCUGCGACCAGGGUCCGCCCCAAAGCCCUGUCGUCAUCAGGGGCGUCCAAGUCGCAGCUCUUUGACGGCCUGGAUGACGACGAGCCCUCACUCACUAACGGAGCCUUCAUACCCAGGAAGAGCAUCAAGAAACUUGUGCUGAAGAACUUGAACAGCAGUCAGUACAGCAGUCCGAUCAACAAGGAGACAGACGAUCUCGCUUCACCAUCAGAGUACCCACAAAACGGACACAGUCAUAUUGAGGAGGAGGAGGAGCUGAGGGAGGUGCCGGGCCCCAGCAGCCGGGCAGACGAUGACCCAGAGGUAACCCAGUUUUACGUCAACCCUAUCGCCAAGCCGAUCCCACAGGGCCGCGCCCAGACCAGCCUGCAGGACACCAUUAGCGACCUCAACAUGCACAAAACGGCCAGGAACGGACUGGAGCUGAGCAGUGAGGAUGUGUCAGCGUCUCUGGGGGAGGAGUCUCUGCAAGAGGAGAGAGAGGAGGAACAGCAGGAGUCCCAACAGGCUCCUCACCCAGCAGGCAUUGUUCUGAACCGUGUUGGUUAUUACACCAUCCCCUCCAUGGAGGAUCUGGCUGACAUGGUGGAUGAUAAUGGAGAGUGUGUCGUGGAAAACUUCUCUGUUGGCAGGAAAGGCUACGGCUCCGUCUUCUUCCCUGGUGAGGUGACUGUGACGGGCCUGAACCUCGAUGAGAUUGUCCACUUCAGGCGCAAAGAGGUCAUUGUGUACCCAGAUGACAAAAACAAGCCACCAGAGGGAGAGGGGCUUAACAGGCGAGCGGAGGUGACUCUGGACGGUGUUUGGCCAAAUGACAAGACAACCUGCACUCAGAUCAGGAGCCCUGAGCGCCUGACUGAGAUGAACUACGAAGGUCGGCUGGAGAAAGCCUCACGCAAACAGGGGGCCCGUUUCUUGGAGUACAGACCUGAGACCGGAUCCUGGGUCUUUGAGGUGGCCCAUUUCUCCAAAUAUGGUCUGCAGGAUUCUGACGAGGAGGAGGAUGUCCUGCCCAAAACUGAUCCCAAAAAGCUGAAGACUAUGAUGUCACUUCCUCCCACCAGGCUGCAGCAACAGCUUCCUCCCUCCCAGCAGCAGGUGGUGCCACAGGCUCAGUCCACUGUUGUCAUGGAUCUUCCGGGGGGUGUGGCGGAGCUUGACAGUGACAUGGCUGACAUCACCCAGAGUUUCCCAACAGAGAGCAUGCUGGGAGGAGAGGAGGAUGGUGACCUGAUGACAGGAGAGAUGGACACAUUGGGCGGGAAGCUCGGAGGUUUGAUCACUGCAGAGCAUGAUGGUGUCUCUGCAUCCAGCCACAUAGCGUCCUCGCUGGGGAUCAACCCACACACCCUCCAGAUCAUGAAGGCGUCUCUGUUUGCUGAGGAUGAGGAGGAGAGCGACUUGUUCCAGGAUCACAGAGCGAUGAAGGUCUCCACUGACAUCUCUUCCCCUCGCCUCGUCCUGCCAGGAGCGCAGAGCCGACCCUCUGUGGGUCUCCUUCAGGCGUGCUUUACUUCUGGCCCCCUCUCCCAGCUGUCACAGUCUCCCCGCCCUUUUCUUUCUCCUCUGUCUCGGGCGUCUCCUGGAGUCGCCGAAUCCCCCCGGCCAUUACACUGGGCGGGGCAGGGCCCCUCAUCAUUCCCUCUGGCCUCUCGAACUCCAGAGCCUUCGGUCAGGACGGUUGGCGUCCGGCGGCUGGGCGGUCCCAUCCCCCUCAAAGAGUCAGUCUCUCAGGGGAAGAGGAGUCUGUUGAUGGAUGCAGGGCUGUUUGUGGGCCGUUCCUUUCGGGUUGGUUGGGGUCCAGGCUGGACCCUGGUGCACUGCGGCCACCGGCUGAGCUCACCGCCAGGCAAACAGCUCGAUCACCAAGAGCUGAUGGCCAAAACUGACUUCAGCUUCCUGCCAAAACCUGCCAGGAACAAACCUCUGAUAGAAAGCCCCUAUAAGGUAGUGCUGGAGCAGCUGGUUGGUCUGGAGCCUCCAGCAGUGAAGACCUUUGAGGAAGAUGAAGAGGAGAGCCAGGCGGUGCUGCAGCGCCCACUGGAGAUCUGUCUGAAGAACAGCACUGUCGACACCAUAGAGGCGUCUGCCUGUCCUCUGGUCCGACCUCAGCCCGGCGUGGCGGCUCUGCAUGAAUAUGCCGAGUGGAUCACCGAUCUGAACGACAAGCAGAGAGAUGCAGACUCCCUCCUCGGUUACUGGUCUGAGGUCUGGACCUUGUGUGAGGCCUUGUGGGGCCGGUUGGGCCCCGCAGAUCAGGAGCCAGACAUUGAGACUCCCAGCGAGUACGAGCAGCAGCUGGAGAGGAGGCGGACCUUCUCAGCCUGGCUGUCCCGUGGAGCCACCUGUAGGGUGGAGGAGGAGGUGGCGCUGGCAGGGAAGGGUCGCCACACAGAGGCCAUCUUCAGCUACCUGACGGGAAACCGCAUCAGUGAAGCGUGUCGACUGGCACAGAAGGAAGGAGACCACCGUCUGUCCCUGCUGCUGUCUCAGGCCAUGGGCUCCCAGUACUGCCGUGACCUGCUGGCCCUUCAGCUCGCCGACUGGAACCGCAUGCAGACCGACUGCUAUCUGGCUGAGGAACGACUGCGCAUCUUCACACUGCUUGCUGGGAAACCUGUGUGGCAGUUGUCCGACUCUGUGGUGAACGUGUGCUCCGAGUUGGACUGGAAGCGCUGCUUGGCCGUCCACCUCUGGUUCAUGUUACCUCCAACAGCCUCGGUGGCUGAUGCCCUCGCUAAAUAUGAAGCCGCCUUCCAGGGCUCAUGUGAGGGGGUAAAGUAUGCCUGUGCCCCCCUGCCUCCAUACCUAGAGGCCGAGCAGCCAGACAUGGAGGAUGAGGAGGAGGAAGAGGAGUCUAAAAGGCCGCUGCACGACCUCUGCUUCCACCUGCUCAAACUUUAUAGCGACAGACACUACAGCCUACAGCAGCUGUUGGACCCUCUGACCAUCACCUGGGAACGUCUGGAUUACCGUCUGAGCUGGCACCUGUGGGGCGUCCUGCAGGCUCUGCACUACAGCCACCUGAGCGCCUCGCGGCAGGGACUCCUCCACGCCAGCUAUGCCGCACAGCUGGAGAGUGCCGGCCUCUGGCACAUGGCCAUCUUCAUCCUGCUACACAUCCCCGACCACACCCAGCGGGAGCGAGCGGUGAGGGAGAUGCUGACCCUCCACUGCCCCCCGCAGGAGACAGAUGAGUCCGUCCGGAGAGAGCGCUUCCUGACUGAGAGGCUGCUGAUCCCAGAGAAGUGGAUCCACGAGGCCAAGGCCAUCCGAGCCCGCCGGGAUGCUGACAGACACCAGGAGGCCCUGCACCUGUACCGUGCCGGAUACUGGAGCCAGUGUCACCGGCUGCUGAUCCAACACCUGGCCUCAGACUGUAUCAUCAACGACAACCAUGACUACUUGCUGGAGUUCCUGGAGGGGCUGGCGGUCCCUGAACAUAGCGCCACCAUCCAGGACUGGGACACUGCAGGGAGGGUUUACCUGGACUACAUCAGAGUCAUAAAGACUCUGCAAGAUAUCCAGCAGAUGGAAAACGCUGGUUACGAGCUGGAGCGUCUCUACACCGACGUGACAUCUCUCUGCAGCAGGAUCGAACUUCUGCCCUGCAGCACUGCCAGAGACCGCCUCGCCCAAUCAGAAAUGGCCAAGCGUGUGGCCAACAUCCUACGCGUGGUGCUGAGCCUGCAGCAGGGCGACGCUGCGGCCGACUCCCUCAGCAUCCCGCUCACCCAGCUUGCGCCGCACAUCACCCGCCUGCCGAUGCCAGAGGACUACACAUUGGAGGAACUGCGAGGCCUCACGCAGUCGUACCUGCGACAGCUCAUCGUCAGCCAAUGAGAGCACAGAACAUAGCGGGAGGGCAGACGUGUUGGGUCGUGUUUUUGUGUUGAGAUUUCAGAUGCUCAAACAUCAUUAAAAUCUGAUGCAGAAGCUUUUCUAAAAAGAAAAGGAGCAAAAACAAACUACGUCAUCUCGAAGUAAAAAAAAAGAAGUUGAUGUGGUUUUGUCUCGUUUGAGUCUUCAACACUUGUGUGCGUGUGUGAGAGUGUGUGUGCGCGUCGCUUCAGGGCAGCGUUUUAACAGAAUCCAACAGUAAGUGACUUGAAAUGACUCCUAAUUUAAACCACCAGACCAGUGAUCUUCUGCAUGCUUUAUUUACCAGAAAUCUUCAUCCCAAAUGUUACAGAUAAGCAUUUCAAAACACGUUACUCUGUUUUCGACCAGUGGUUCCCAAUCAGGGUCGGAACCUCCCAAAGGAGGAAGUCUAUGGGGUCACAAGAUGAUUGACAGGACAAUUGUGUUGUUUCACCAACUCAUUCUUAUUUCUGUUUUUUCAGACUUUACUCUUGUGAAUUAAUGAAUUAUUUGACCUCAAAAUUAUAUACGUGAAACACGGAAAAAAAACACUCUUUGCUAGAUCUGGUCCCAACUUGAUUGACUCAUGCAACCAGUGAUGAGGGGUCGCACAGAGACACGUUUUCGUCUUAAGGGGUUGCACAGCCUGAUUUUGGAAACCACUGUUUUGGACAUUUGAAUGCAUUUUUUCUUCUGUUCCCAGAUAUUCAAUAGUUUCUGCUGAUUUCUGUUUAGUAUGAAAAUCACUCAGCAGGCUCUUGAAACUUGCUUCAGUUGUGUGAUCAGUCUCUGAUGUCAUAAAGUCUUUGAUCAUUUAUUUACUUCAGAAAAACUGCAUCAUGUAAAGUAACGCUGACAAACUCACUCCCCUCACUAUCAACACUUCUGUUCAGGAAGUGAACUUGUGAGACCAAACAGGAAGACAAUUAAAACAGGAAGUCUGUAGAUCAUCUGUAGUGCCCAGAUUUCAGCUUUUCUGUAUUUUAUAACAGAUUUGAAGGUCACUGUGAUGGGUGAGUUUCAAGAUUCGACUAAUAAAUGUUCAUCCUGUGCAGAAAUGAGUAGAAACCAAUGAAUACAAAGACAAAAGGAAAAAGACCAAACAUAUGAAGCUACAGAAUUUGUAGUAGUAGCUAAAACUUGGGAGCACGCUGGUCUGAUCCAUCUUCAAAAUGAUAAGUUUGUCGCAUUAUUUGAGUUGAACCUGAAGAGGUUGCAUUAAAUUAGUUACAAUAAGAGUCAUUUCCAGGUUCUGUUACUGUUAAUUAUUUAGAAAUGCUCCCUAAAAACAGGCUUAUUUCCCUCAUUAGCAGAGUUUCUUUCUUCAUAUGUUUAAAUAGUGUCUUUGUAUGUGCAGUGCACUGUGCAUGUGAGCGUGUAAAUGUGACCCUCAACUACUCUUGAUCUCUGACCCCAAAGAAAACGCUGCGUUAUUGGUUAGUUCUGACAAAAUGUGUGUUGGGGGGGAAUCUGAUCGCUGACUACUCGUUAUUUUUUCAUUCAACGACUUGGUUUUAAAUGAGUAAACAGCCGUUAGCAUAGUGUGACAGUAGCAUCUGUUCAUCUGUCAAUAUGUGAAUAAAAACGAUUAUCUUAACAUUAAAGACGAGCGUGGAGUCGUACAAACGGGUUCAGUGUGCACAAAGUUGCUUUUUUUGGAGACGACUCAGAGGAAAGCUCAACAUGCAAAGUGUAAAAUGCCUAAUGGUCUAUUUUUGUAGAUUUCUUGUUUUUCUGUUUGGUUUGAAUGUAAAUCAGAAGUGUAUGUGUGUGCAUGUAAAGCAGAGAUAAACAAGUCGUCAGAUUUUUCUAAAGUUAAGAGUUUCCUUCCAAAACGAGCCGCCAACCAGAGAUUUCACUGCAUGUAAUUAUAUAAAUAUUGUAUAUUUUUGGAAAAUUAAACAGGGAAUAUCAGGUCAUUUUUAUCCUCCACCUUUAAUUAUUAAAAAAAUGGAUGGAAAGAGUUUUGGAAAGAAACUCUUCACUUAUCAAUUGGUCAUUUUUCUUUUUGUAGAUUAAUUAUCAGCUUGCCAAGAAUGUUUUUUUUUUAAUUUCAGUAAAAUCAGUUUUGUUGUUUCUCAACAAACAGGAAGCUCUAUAUGAUGUCUGUCCUUUCUCCUGUUAAACAGAAACAGUGUAUGUGUGUAGUUUACAGAAUGGAUGCUGCUUUGUGUUUGGGUGUGUGUUUGUGUGCAUGUUUCCUGAUGAUUUUGUUGAUAAUAUUUUUUAAUAAACCCAAGUAGAA